Molecule: messenger RNA, 1682 nt
Organism: Juglans microcarpa x Juglans regia
Lineage: Eukaryota; Viridiplantae; Streptophyta; Magnoliopsida; Fagales; Juglandaceae
Product: ACT domain-containing protein ACR6-like
Exons: 5
Coding region: 558-1640 (360 amino acids)
Source: RefSeq, a predicted model, not a curated record
UAAAACUAUCUCAUCUCAUCUUACUGUCCAAACGAGUCUUUUAAGUGAGCUUGUGUGUUUUUGAAGAAUUUGAGCUAUUUUGAUUAAUUUUUCUUACAUGCUGUACCGGUUUUUUCUUCUCUUGUUGACAUCUCUGACCUGUGCUUGGCCUGGUCUCGACUCCCCCUUUUUAAGUGUUAAUUGAAUUAGUAACGGUUAUAAAUUUCUUGUUCUCUCUAUACUUCUUUCUUGUUACCAUAUUUACGGAUCGUUCCGAGCUUGUUAUUAUAAGUCAAUUAAAAUGUGGUGAAAUUUUCCCUCAGAAAAUUUAUUGUUUACUCCAUCUGAUUCUGCUGUUCUUUGAGGUGCGUGUGUGAGAGAUUGAAAGGGGAGGAAGGGGUCAACAUGCUUCAUCUGAUUUAGCUCUUGUUCUUGCAGAGUUGUGAUCGACAACAAUGCUUGCGAGGAUGCCACUGUUAUCCAGGUUGACAGUGUAAACAGACAUGGGAUUCUCUUGGAAGUUGUCCAAGUUCUUACUGAUAUGAACCUUGUAAUAACAAAAGCAUACAUCUCAUCUGAUGCUGGAUGGUUCAUGGAUGAGACUCGAAAGUAAUGCCAGCUUCGCACCCUCAUUGAGAGGGUCUGUAGGGGUAAUGCCCUCGGAAGAGUACACCUCAAUAGAACUCAGUGGUACUGACAGGCCUGGCUUAUUGUCUGAAGUGUGUGCCGUUCUUUCGGACCUUGGCUGUAAUGUGGUGAAUGCUGAGAUAUGGACGCACAAUGCUAGGGCUGCAGCUGUAGUUCAUGUCACAGAUGAAUCCACUGGGUGUGCAAUCAAAGAUCCAACACGUCUCACGACAAUUAAGGAUUUGCUUUGCAAUGUCCUCAGAGGAGACGAUGACUUGAAGACUGCAAAUAUGAAGCUUUCACCCCCCGGAGUGACAAAUAGGGGGAGAAGGUUACAUCAAAUUAUGUUUGCUGAUAGGGACUAUGAGAGAGUUGGGGGGACUGGAGUUGGGGGAGUUGAGAAUAAGAGUCCAAGACCUCAUGUAACGUUGUUCGACUGCAUCCAGAAGGAAUACACCGUGAUUACUAUGAGGUCAAAAGAUCGGCCAAAACUGUUGUUUGACAUCGUUUGUACUUUGACUGACAUGCAGUAUAUAGUGUUUCAUGGAGUGGUCAAAACGGGGAGGAUGGAAGCUUAUCAGGAAUUUUUUAUUCGGCAUGUUGAUGGGCUCCCUAUAAGUUCAGAAGCUGAGCGAGAACGUGUUGCACAGUGCCUUGAAGCCGCCAUUGAAAGGCGGGCAUCUGAGGGAAUGGAGCUUGAAUUGUGCACAGAAGACCGAGUUGGACUCCUCUCAGAUAUAACCAAGAUAUUCCGGGAGAACAGUUUAUGCAUUAAAAGAGCAGAAAUUUCGACAAAGGGUGGAAAAGCCAUAGACACUUUCUAUGUCACGGAUGUCACCGGUAAUGCUGUUGAUCCCAAGAUUAUAGAUUCAAUUUGCAGACAGAUAGGCCACACGAUACUGAAGGUGAAGAAGCAUAAUUCCAAUACUUCACCACCUAAGGCCCCUCAAGGAACCACAAUGGGAUUCCUCUUUGGGAAUUUGUUUAAAGCUCGAAGUUUCCAAAACUUCAAAUUAAUCAGAUCCUACUCUUAAUUGUCUUCCUGUACAUUCUCAGAGGUAGAAACUGUAUAUACA